AUGGUAGAGGGAUUACCUGAAUUCGAUAAGGUCACACUUCUACACUUCAAAGACGUUCUUUCGCCCGCGGAAGAAUACGAUGGGUUCAAGGCACGUGUCGAGAUGACUCUUCAAUCUGCGGGAUUGUUGAACCUGAUUGAUGGCACCAAAGACGACCCCGAUCACACAGACCCAAAGGCAGACAAUUGGUUCAAGUUGUCAAAGAUGGUGGCCUCGUGGUUAUGCGCAAACAUGACACAGAAGGUGUUUCAAAAGUGCAAGUCAACAGGACGGCGCAUGCUGCUCGCUACUGAAAUAUGGUCAACGCUUGAAUGA
Messenger RNA from Penicillium verhagenii, 315 nucleotides. RefSeq lists its product as uncharacterized. NCBI's taxonomy places the organism in Eukaryota, Fungi, Ascomycota, Eurotiomycetes, Eurotiales, Aspergillaceae. The record is from RefSeq and is a predicted model, not a curated record. The coding region runs from base 1 to 315 and encodes 104 amino acids. The transcript has 2 exons.